AUGGAUUCCCUCUUCGGUGACGAAUUUGAGGAACGAUGUGAUAUCUUACUGAGGAAGACGGACACGAAAAAUGUGCUCAUCCCGAGGAAUGAAAGAGUUACAAAUGUCGACAUAGACUUUACAGAAGAUAGGAAGAGAUGUGAAGGGAAAAUUAAACGGAAAAAUAAAGGGAUUAGGAUAAGGAGACAUGGGAAGAAGGGUAUAUCCAUGUGCUCCUCCUCAGUAGGAAAGACACCAACCAAGUUGUGGAAAUUCCUUUCGAAUGAUACGGUUGGAAAGUUGAAUAACGAAGGUGGUAUCGUCACGGAGAUGGACAGUAAAAUCAACCAUUCCUAUCGCAGCAAUUACUAUUUUAUGAAAAAUAAUAGGAAGGUAACUCCCCUGGAUGAUCCCCCAUCAUCGGAUAGGAAGGUAUCCCUAAUUGAUGACUACAAAAAAAUGGGGGGAAAAAAAUCUGCCGCCUUUAAGUCUCUCCAUGAUGACCAUUUAGAUGGGGAACCCGUGAAUUCCUAUAAAGGCAAUCAGCGAUCGUGCAGAUAUGGCUCCCUCAAAGGAGACAAACCUUCCUCCAUGGCUGAUUGUCUAGCAACUCAGGUGCGAAAUUAUGCCAAUUGUACAUACAUGUUGGGGAGAAAAAAAUGUUACAACUGUUUUAUGGUCACAAGGGGGGUACACACAGGAGAGGAUAUUCCCUCCAAGGGUAUUUGCAUAAAUGAGUGCCAAAAAAAAAAAAGUGCGAGGGAAAGCACAAACAAAUCUUUCACCUUCAGUUAUGGAUUUUACAGCAAGAAGGGAAAGUAUCAUGACAAUGAGGAUACAUGUUCGCAUGCCUCAUUCAGCUCUUAUAAAAUACAAAAGGAGGUGGAACAACUCAUACAUCGAAUGGGAAACAGGAAAAGGAAGUAUAAUCUCUUCGAUGAAGUAUUAAAAAGGUUUUCCAUGUAUCCAUCAAUUCUUCGCGAUAGGGAUGACUCUGCUCGGGAGGCUAAAUCCGUUGGACAUAGAAACGAAUUUAAUCCUCCCGGAAAACGUUCAAAUGGAGACACUUGUAAGGUCUACUUAAAACCCGUCUUGCCAGUGUAUCACCUCCAGGGGGAAAGCCAACCGACUGAUUAUCACGACAGCGAUAUGAUCUGCAGGUAUUUCUACGAAGAAGGGAGUAGACCAAAACAAGAAAGUAAGAAAAAAAGCGUACGAAAGAAUAUACAUGGUGUGGAAGAUGGGAUAAGGAAACUACAGUUAAAAUAUUUAACCGAAUGGAGAGAAAAAGUUCAAAUGUUAGAUGCCCAAGGGGAAGAAUUCUAUCAAACACACAAUCCUAACUUGCGCAUUUCCCAUUACUAUAAGUUCGUCUGUAAGAUUUGUAAAAAGUGCCAAUAUGUGAAUGCCCAGAAGGGUCACAUGUGGCAUCGUGCUUACAUGCGCUAUCUCCAUGGUGUACACAAAUGGAGAGGGAAGAAGAAAAAAAAAAAUGAAUCGUACCACAGGAUGAGCGCUGACACCUCCUCCACCUGUUCAGACGAAUUUAAUUACGUGAAUUUUUCUCCUCAUAAUGGAAAUACGCGUUACGAGGGAAAAUGCAGUGCGGCAACGGGUGCAAUCGCCGGUCAAACUGCGACUACAACUGCGGAUGCGAAUUUUCCUGUCUUCCCAACUUCUAGGCAAAUGAACAACAUUAACAGUUUAAGGGGACGAAUACAGGAUUCCAUCCACAGAGAGAGCGAAAACUAUCAGAGUGACUCCUCCCCAAGGGAAAACACGACAAACAAUUAUGGCACAUUGGGCGACUAUCUAACGAGGUGCAAAACAUGCAGACAUCUCCUGAAGUACGAUAACAUGGAGAACGAAUUUUUGUUGAAAUUUUGGAAAACGAAUUAUUCCUUGAAAUAUCCAUUUUGCCUGAACAGGUCAGAAAAAAAAAUGCUCAACCUACUUGCAGCUAGCCAAAAAGGGGAAAAGACAAUGUAUGGAAGAAAUUUUAGAAAGGAUGAUAAACAGAGGGGUCCUUUAACUGAAGAAGGGAGUGAAGACAAUGGAGGAAAAUUCCACUUUCGCUCUCAUUCCGAUGUGGAUACUUACCAAAACUCGAAGAAGCUGCAAAUGUGGAAGGAUGAGUUGGAGAAAUGCUCCACGAGAGAGAAUGCCCCGAAUGAAUGGGACACAAGGGAAAAGUUCUCUCCAAGUUUCCCCAGGCGGAAGAGACAGAAGAUGCUGCGAUCGAGAGAGUGGAAAAUGUGGAUGGAAAAGAUGCGAAGGCAUCUCUUUGAACAAUAUUACGCUCGCUUCAUUGCCAAGAAGGAAUCGAAAUCGAAUAAAGAACACUCUGAUGAAUCUUCUAAACAUAUAGGGAUGGACAACUUUGACAUGCACUUGUUUACCAUAUGCGACGGUCAUGGAGAUUCACAUACUUCGCACUUUUUAAUUCAAAAUGUGCAUAAGAUUUUUUAUUACCUCCUCGUUCACACCUUCUUCAAUAUCCAUAUCUCCCUAAAGAUACUACACCCCCUGUUGGAUUUUUUAUAUCAUCGUGAAUGUGCAAGAGAGAAGAGUAGAAGCUAUGCGGGGUCCUGCAUUAUUAACAUACUCCUGAGGGAUAACUACCUUUAUGUGAAUAACACAGGGGAUAGCAGGUGCGCCUUGAUGACCUUCCACCUGGACAGAUUUGAAUACAGUCGGGAAACGCCAGUGGAGGAUGAGAAGGAGGAAAACUGUACCAGAAGAAAGAAGCGAAGAGGGGGAAAGCCCAAGAAGAAAACGCAGCGAGCUGUUGAUCAGGUUGGCAGCGACUCCGACUUGGAUCGCGAGUACGAGGCAUACGUCAUUAAUGCGAACUCCUUUUCCUACAACGAGCUGAACUGUGAACACAACUGCAAUAAUUACAUGGAGUACUUGCGGAUGUAUAAAAUGCACCUGUGUGAGGAGUUAGCAGGUAGGCAAGUGAGCAGAGGGGAAGGGCACAACCCUGCGGAGAAGCGGAAUGAAAAUGGAAACUCUUCCUCUAUUGCUAGUAGGCUUACUGGGGACAAAUUUCUAAGGGAUCUGCAGGACGAAGAGCAGAUGGAGGAACUUUCCAAUGUGAAGAAGACGAAGAAAAAGGAUAAUCUGGAUAAGACUAAGAUGGAUAGCCAUUUGAACAAACAAAUCAUAAUGCUUAAUGGGUACCUACUAAGAGAACAUGGGAAGGAAAUAAACAUAGGAAAUUUAUCCAAUGAUUUAAUAAAAUAUAAUAGAGUGGACGGGUGCCUACAUCCAUGCAGAGUUAUUGGAGACUACGAUUUGAAGAGGAAGUACUGCACUGGGAAUUUCAUCUUGUCCAACGAUUCGAAUGUAUACAAAUACGACAUGAAUAACAUCAAUUUGAUGAAUAUGAUUCGUUAUCUAUACUUGAAUAAGUUCUGCGGGACGUGCAGGAGGAGCUACCUCCUCAGUAGCUAUGGCAAGAUUGGACCCAUUAGGCAGAUUGUCCUUUUGGACUCUGAGGAGGGAGAACGCCAAGGGGGGAAGACGCACACGGAACGCCCUGCUAAUAUACAGUGUAAUACCAUUGUGAACAGAGCAGAGGUGCUCCCUAAAUGGCGUCAACCUUCCGGGGAAAGACACCCCCCCACUGGAUUGUGUUUAAAAAUUUACAGGGACGGCGCACCCGAUAGUAACGUCCUUGCCCACCAGGUGGAGAGGAAAAAAGAAAACUUCGCUGUACAGAUAAACGAGCGUUUUGCACCCUACAUUAACAUCAAGAAUGUUUCCAUGAAUGAAAAUUAUUUAUGCCGGAAAGAACGGAGGAACUUUUUCCACCUGUUGAUCAUUGCCUCAGACGGCGUUUUCGAGUACGUAAACCCGCACUUCGUAUUCAACAUUUUAAAAAAAAACAAAUCCGUAUAUACCAAGGUGAGGAAAUUGUACCGAACAUACAACAUGCGGGAGUUGUGGACAACCACCGCAGGAAGUACCCCCCAAAGGAACAUAAACAAAAUGAUGCAUAAGUAUAUGCUCACAAAAGAAGAUUGUACUAAACUGGCCAGGGACAUUGUCAAAAGUUCGAUAAUGCAUGGCAAUAUUGACGACAGCACAUGUUUUUGUAUUUUUAUAUUUCCCACCUUUUUUGUGUGUGGAUAA
Messenger RNA from Plasmodium knowlesi strain H, 4116 nucleotides. Its product is annotated as protein phosphatase, putative. The transcript has a single exon. Gene Ontology annotation, molecular function: protein serine/threonine phosphatase activity. Lineage: Eukaryota; Apicomplexa; Aconoidasida; Haemosporida; Plasmodiidae. The coding region runs from base 1 to 4116 and encodes 1371 amino acids. The record is from RefSeq and is a predicted model, not a curated record. Gene Ontology annotation, biological process: protein dephosphorylation.